Molecule: messenger RNA, 8113 nt
Organism: Bradysia coprophila
Lineage: Eukaryota; Metazoa; Arthropoda; Insecta; Diptera; Sciaridae
Gene: Not1
Product: CCR4-NOT transcription complex subunit 1
Biological process (GO): negative regulation of translation; nuclear-transcribed mRNA catabolic process, deadenylation-dependent decay
Cellular component (GO): P-body; CCR4-NOT core complex
Molecular function (GO): molecular adaptor activity
Source: RefSeq, a predicted model, not a curated record
GAUGAUUGUUCGCAGUUGCAAAAGUGGUGUGUUCCUGAAAGAAGAAACUUUUUUCGGAUCCUUACUUUAACGAAAUUAUCCAACAAAAUUCAAGUCUGAUUAACUUAAAUUUUUACUUUUGCUAUUGUUCGUACUGUGCUGUAGUAAUUGGUUGUGGUUAACAUUUUGCCCCAAUGUGGGGCUUAGAACAAAGAAACAGACAAUACAAGUGCAAAUAUUUUUCAUCACCACGAAUUUGUCAAUUUAAGAUUUCAACCUCGUCGCAUACGCGUUCGAUAAAAACUCUGUCAAUAGAGAGAGGGCUUCAUUUUUUGAAGCUUUCGCUAAUGUUUUGAUGGAAUUAUGAACCAGGAUUCCUUGUCGUUUACUUUGACGCAGAUUAGUUAUUUGGUUUCUAACUUGAACAAGAAGAAUUUCACGCAAAAUAGCCGACAAUUGGCGUUGCUGGUAAAACCGUUCGGAUUAGAAGCAGAUCGCCAUCUUCUGCGUUGCCUCUUUUCGAACAUUGAUUUUGGGGACUCAAUUCAAGUAUCUAAGAAUUCACUGCACGCUAAACUUUUAACGCAGGAACUAACAGCGCAGUUGAACAAAUCCUCACUCAUAACUAACAUCUGUUUCGCCAUCGACAACUGCUUUUCCUACCAAAAGUCUUUGAAACCAGUCGGGAAUAUUUUGAAUCAAGUUUCUAGAGCACUCAACUGUUCACCAAUAUUGGAAGUUGUAAUUGCCUUAGCAUUAACACAUUCAACAAAUUCGGAUUUCGCACGAAUUGCCGAAAAUCAAAUAAAAAUUGGCCUCACUUCACUCAUUCAACAAUACGUGGAAAUUGACACAAUUCGACCCAAUCAAGAAGGUGGCCUGAACGAUAUAUCACCAGAAUUACUACAAUUGAUUUUGUCGUUAUUGUCGCACGGCAAAUAUAAGAAAUUGGGUCUAUCCGAGGUUGUUUACAACAAAUUUAUCGGUCAAUUGGCGCGGGACUUCCCGAGAGAUCGAGUGCCAUUGAUUCUAGCGCCCCUUAUUUACACGGAAGAUACAGAGAUCUCGGCUGAGAAAAUGUCCGCGAAUUCGCAGGGUAUUUUAACAUCAGCCAUUAUGGAUACGUCAUGGCCUAAUCUGGUCAUGGAUAUAGGCUAUUCAUUUACGGCAUCGGUUGAAGACUGCAAAACACAUCUGAUCAAUACUGGUCGCGAAAUUCUCUCACAGGAUGUGGCCAAGAUAGUUGCGCUUAUGUGUCGAACGCAUACAAAUCUUUCCGAUUGCAGUAUCAAUUUGCCGACACCGAGCAAUGCAUUCUGGCAAGGUGGCCAGGGUGUCGAUCAAAAAGACAAGACUCAGCCAGCAUCAAUAUCAUCAACAGCUGAACACACAACAUGGAAACCAGAAAUUUUCGUUCAAGCAUUGAAAGAAGUCGCUGCGAACAUAAACUGGACGGAUGUAUGCUUUGCUUUUGAUCAUCGCGAAUUUUUGAUUAAAGAUCGAAUCGGACUGAAUAUUCUUAUAACAACCGUCCGGCUUGGCAUGCAAUCAAGUGGUGUUGGACAAACGUUCCCCGUUGACUGCAUUUGCAACCAAUGGAAAAAUGCAGAGGGGCAACUAUCGCUUAUCUCGUUGAUAAUCAAAAAUCCCGACAUUUACUCGUUUGCCGAUCACAUUUACAAGAGCGUGCAAAUUGAAUCGCUGAAAACGCCACCAGAAGUCGACAAUAAAGAAAUAGCAUCGUGGAAAUCAAUUCAUCUAGUCGAAGCAUUGCUCACGAUAGCUGAACAAGGCUUUUACACACAAGUAUUGGAGCACUUCAAAACACCCGUCCAACAUUGUCCGGACAUAUUGUUUAUGGCAUUGCUACAAGCGCAGCAACCGAUGACGGUGCUGAGACAGGAGCUUUUUACCAGCUUGGUGCCGAUUUUCCUGGGCAAUCAUCCGAAUUCCGGAACAAUACUUCAUCAUGCAUGGAAUUCGACAAAUUUCAAUCCACAAAUUCGUCACAUCAUUAUGCACUCAAUGAGCGAAUGGUACAUCCGCGGUGACUACGAUCAAUCUCGAUUGUCACGCAUACUGGAAGUGUCGCAAGAACUGAAGGCAUUAUCGAAUCUUCUUAACGCCAGAUCGUUCAUGUUUGUCAUCGAUUUGGCAUGCUUAGCGUCGCGAAGGGAGUAUUUGAAGUUGGAAAAGUGGCUGGGUGAUAAGAUUCGUGAGCACGGUGAACCGUUUGUUCAUGCGAUUGUGAAGUUCUUGCAGCGACGGUGUCCAGAAAUAACGGGUAAAAUUAUCGUAGAUCAAAUUCCGAAAGCUGCACAGUUACCCUUCGAAACACUUAGUACAAUGUUAUCGUGUCUACAACAAUGUGCAGCGAACGUGCAACAAGAACUCACCGAAAUUAUACUAACAAUGACCAGCAACUGUAACAUGUAUUUGAACAAGACAAAGCAGCCACAGCAACCACAACCUCCGCCGAAUGUGUUAAGAGCUCACAGAGGAUUGGAAGCUCCAUUUAGUACUCCCAAUCUGGGAGGAAUGUUUGCCGGUACUGAUUCAAUAGCUGCUUUGGGAUCAAGUAUGGCCGGUCUGAAUCUGGGAGCUCCAGCAAGUGCUGCUUUCAAUUUCAAUAAUGUGCUAAAUAAUAUUGUGUCGACUCCAGCUUCGCCAUCCCGCUUACUUCAAGCACCUUCAAAUAGUCCGUUCCCGAUUAUGUCACUAGCGGCAGCACCACCGGUAAACAAUUUGGGAAGAAUUCCAGCUACACCAACAGGCGAAAAAUUACCCAUCACGAACGCAUCAAUAUCAUCCGAAUUGGCGGCUAACGUAUCGAAAGAAGUCGAGGACGAAGCAAACAGUUAUUUUCAACAGAUUUAUAACCAUCCACCUCAUCCAACACUGUCAAUUGAUGAGGUGCUUGAUAUGCUUCAACGCUUCCAAGAUUCACCGGUUCGUCGUGAACGAGAGGUUUACCAGUGCAUGCUUCGCAAUUUGUUUGAAGAGUAUCGAUUCUUCCCCAAUUACCCCGAUAAGGAAUUGAUAACGACAGCUCAACUGUUUGGUGGCAUGAUUGAUCGCAAUCUUUGCACAUAUGUUCCACUGGGUUUGGCGUUGCGAUGUGUAUUAGACGCGCUACGAAAACCAGAGAACUCGAAAAUGUAUUUCUUCGGCAUAACCGCCCUGGAUCGCUUCAAAACAAAGCUCCACACAUACCAGAAAUACUGUGAACACAUAAAAUCAAUUGCUCAUUUCAAUUCGUUUCCGGAACACAUAAUUGAAUACGUCAAAUACGGAGCACAAAGUCAAGAGCCACCGAAUACACCGCAAGGUCAACUAAUGCCGCCAUCGUUGCCGAAAAUGAUACCGGGUAGCGAGAAUCCAACAGCAUUGUAUCGAGAUAGUGCUAGGAGUAUGUCAAUGACACCAAUUUCCGUUACACCGAAUCCAACUGCCAUGGCACAAGCAUCUCGUAACAUUAAAUCAAUAGCCAAUGCGACAAACAUCAAUACAUUGCUGGUAGCAACAGCUGAUCGCGAGGAGAAAAUUAUCGUUCCACCCGACACUGUUCAGGAUAAGACUGCGUUCAUUUUCAACAAUCUAAGUCAGUUGAACUUGCAACAGAAGUGUGAUGAAAUGAAGGAGAUUUUGAUCAAAGACUAUUACUCAUGGUUAUCGCAGUACAUGGUACUGAAGCGUGCUUCCAUCGAGCUUAAUUUCCACGUUCUAUACUCAAACUUCCUGGAUGCAUUGAAAAUUCCAGACAUCGUUCGACUCGUUACGAAGGAAAGUUUUCGAAAUAUUCGGGUAUUGUUGCGGGCGGAAAAGGGAGCCGACAAUUUCUCCGAUCGAACGCUGCUAAAAAAUCUUGGUCAUUGGUUGGGAAUGAUGACGCUAGGACGAAAUCGACCAAUAUUGCAAAUUGAUCUCGACUUGAAGUCAUUGAUUGUGGAGGCGUAUCACAAAAGUGAAAAUGAAUUGCUGUACGUCGUUCCAUUCGUUGCCAAAGUGCUGGAAUCAUGCGCUAAAAGUCGGGUAUUCAAACCACCGAAUCCUUGGACUAUGGGCAUUAUGAAUGUAUUGGCUGAACUGCAUCAAGAGCCCGAUUUGAAGCUGAACUUGAAAUUCGAAAUCGAAGUUUUGUGCAAAACUUUCAACAUCGAUGUGGCAAGUUUGAAACCUUGCAUCUAUCUGAAGGAUCCCGAAAAGGCAUUGAAUAUUGAAUAUCAACUGUCGCAACCGAAACACCAGAAGGAAUUGCAAGCACAACAACAACAACAACAACAACAACAAAUGAUUCAAGCGAUGGGUGGUCCGGCGAUCAACGACGAAAUUGCACCUCCACCAUCAGUACAAUCCUCCGGUCCGAACCUAUCUCCCAUUGCACCGCUCGAGUCAAGUGGAACCAUUGCAAUGCCGAUUGAGCCGCGAUACAGUUAUAUGGACAUAUCGGUGACUAGCAUAUCGAAUCUGGCUCAGCACAUUGUUUUCUCACCAAACAUUGCAAUUUUGCACACGCAACCACAAUUGAAACAAUUGGUUCGUCAAGCCAUCGAAAGAACUAUAACUGAAUGGAUCAAUCCCGUUGUGGAACGAAGUGUUCGAAUUGGUGUUAACAUCAGCGAACAGUUAAUUCGAAAGGACUUUGCUCUGGAUCCAGAUGAGUCCAGAAUGCGCACCGCUGCACACUAUAUGGUACGGAAUUUGACAGCUAGCAUGGCCAUGAUAACGUGCAAAGAUCAGUUACUGCAAAGCAUUACUGCGAAUAUCAAGUCUGCCUUCCAAUCUGCAUUAUCACAACAUCCGAACGAAUUGAUAAAUGAGGCAGUCAACCAGUUGGCGAUGGAUAAUGCUGAACUGGCUUGUGCUUUUAUUCAAAAGAGUGCAAUUGAAAAGGCUAUACCCGACAUUGAUAAGCGAUUGUCAGGGGACUUUGACAUGAGGAAAAUUGCUAGACCAGAUAGACGAUACUAUGAUCCAAAUGUUCUCGCUUAUCAAUCGGACAGAAUGCCCGAACCAAUUAAAUUGAAAGUUGGCGGUGUUGAUAGCUCACAAUUUGCUGUAUACGAAGAAUUCGCCAGAAAUAUUCCAGGAUUCCAGACUAUGACUGAACGUGAUGCAGCUUUAUUCAUCCCAAAAGCCAGUUUGCCAGAUAGCUUACCGGUUGUGCCGUUCAAUCCUGUUGCGCCAAGUUCACACGGAUCAAUUUUCGGUCCGGACGAGUUCGGAGUUUUAUACGAAGAAUUGGGUGGCAAAAUGGAAGCGUUCUUGAAUAAUGUGAUGACAAUUCCAGCCCUACAAAUUCAACUAACUAAUAUGCAUGCACUGUUUGAAUGUCUUGUCCACGCAAGACGAAAUCGAGACAACCUCAGCGCGCUCAACCUGUUGAACAAGGCUGUUGAAGGUUUGCUGGAAGGUUUGGUCUCCAACACAGAACACAUGGAACAAAUCAAACUGUAUCGCGACAUUCACUUGAGAGCGUUGCGCCUAUUGCAAGAUGGUCGUGCAUUCGGAGCUAUUUGGACGAAUCGAGCCAUCACAAAAUGCAUGGUCGAAUGUCGUGAAGACAUAAGAUAUAAUCUAGAAGCUGUCGAUGUAUUAAUUUCCGCAAAUUUCGUCAAUCUCAGUCAAUACGACAUGAUGCUAGUUAAUAUGAUGGAUAGCGGUACUCAUUAUGUGGCGGUGGCGUUUGCAAUGCAACUUGUCCAACACUAUUUAGUCGAUGAACGUCCCAGUGCUUUGGUCACAGAAAAUGAUUUUGCCAACACCAUCGAUUUACUGUAUCGACUGUCAACACAUCCCCGAGCACCGGAAGGUCUGGCACAUCUCAUCGAAAUGUUACGCUUGACUCACGAUCCGAACACUUUAAUGUUGGACCGGACAGCAGCCGGACCGACUCAACAUAUUCAUUCGGGCAUACUUCAAGUGCGAUCCAGUGAGGAAGAUCCACCAGACUUCCGUGAGAAGGCAGAAUGUUUGCUGAAGGAAUGGGUUGGCAUCUAUCAUGCUCAAGCAAGUGGUCGGGAUCCAAUUAAGUCGUUUGGAAUGUUUGUCAAUAGGAUGACCUUAUACGGCAUAUUGAAAACAGAUGAUUUGAUUACACGAUUUUUCCGUCAAGCAACGCAAAUAUGCAUCGAUUUGGCCUACAGAAAUCUUGGCGACCCGACAAUUGCACCCCAAACGGCCAAGACAAAAGUGUUUCAGUGUAUUGACGCAUUUGUGCGCCUAAUUGCUUUGAUUGUCAAGCAUUCAGGAGAACAUGGCAAUAACUCAACCAAAGUGAAUUUGCUAAACAAAAUUCUGGGCAUUGUCGUUGGAGUUUUGUUGCAAGAUCAAGAAAUGCAUGGUGCUAAUUUCCAACAAUUGGGAUAUCAUCGACUGUUUAUUAUGUUAUUUUUGGAACUGACUGCUCCGGAACCAGUUUUAGAAACCAUCAACUUAAGUGUAGUAACUGCAUUCUGUCAUACGUAUCACAUCCUGAAACCGUCCGUCGCACCCGGCUUUUGUUAUUCGUGGUUGGAGUUAAUUUCGCAUCGGGUGUUCAUCGGUCGAAUAUUGGCCAUGAUUCCGCAACAGAAAGGCUGGUCAAUGUAUUCGGCACUGCUGAUGGACUUAUUCAAGUACCUAGCACCGUUCUUGAGGAACGCCGAGCUCGCAAAGCCUGUUCAAUUGUUGUACAAGGGAACUCUACGUGUUUUGUUGGUGUUGUUGCACGAUUUUCCAGAAUUCCUUUGCGACUAUCAUUUCGGCUUUUGCGACGUGAUUCCACCGAAUUGCAUUCAAAUGCGAAAUCUUAUUCUGGCCGCUUUUCCACGCAACAUGAGGCUGCCAGAUCCAUUUACGCCGAACUUGAAAGUGGAUAUGUUAAGUGAAAUUGCGACAGCUCCGAGAAUUUUCACAAACUACGCAGCCAACAUCCAUCCGUUAGGCUUCAAAAAGGAUUUAGAUUCAUAUUUGAAAGCUAGAGCACCGGUCACAUUUUUGUCCGAGCUGCGAGGACAUUUGCAAAUAUCGAAUGAGCCGGGAUCACGAUACAAUGUUGCGCUAAUGAAUUCACUUGUGCUAUACGUUGGUAUUCAAGCAAUUACUCACAUUAGAUCAAAGAAUCUAGUACCGAAUAUGACGACUAUUGUCCACAGUGCACACAUGGAUAUCUUCCAAAAUCUGGCAGUCGAUCUGGAUAAUGAAGGUCGAUAUUUGUUCUUGAACGCCAUAGCGAAUCAAUUAAGGUAUCCGAACAGCCAUACGCAUUAUUUCAGUUGCGUGUUGUUGUACUUGUUCGUUGAAACUAACUCGGAAGCAAUUCAGGAACAAAUAACACGGGUCCUGUUGGAACGUUUAAUUGUAAAUCGACCACAUCCAUGGGGUCUAUUGAUCACAUUCAUCGAACUAAUAAAGAAUCCCGGAUACAAAUUCUGGGAACACGAUUUUGUGCACUGCGCUCCCGAAAUAGAGAAACUUUUCGAAUCAGUCGCCCGAUCAUGCAUGGUUGUUAAAUCAAACAAUCAUCAACAAAUGCCAAACGAAAACGAUUUGCAAGAAUGCAAUUAAUUCAAUCGAUAAAAUGUGCGGCUUCAUUAUAAGGUAAUUUAUGCCGCCACCACAGCUGCCCACAAUGGGUAGAUUUAUUAUUUUUUAAAGAAAUACAUCAAUUCCCGUUCUUAUUUAACUUAUACCAACAUUUACACAUCCAAUAAGGACACUACAUUUACCGGUUAAAUAAAUAAAUAAAUUUAAAAAAAUGAGAAACAGUCUCUAGUGAGAAAAUUUGUUACUUUUAUUAAUUAUGUUGUGGUCGAAAUAGAUACUGAUUUCCCAUUGUAUUCGAGAUAUUAGUUAAGUAUUAAAACAGACAACAAACAAUUCACUCAGAAAAUAAUAAAUUUGUGAGACAAAAAAGAAGGGAGAACCCAAUCAAAUGGACCACACUAAUAAACUUAUAGACUUUUUUUGUAGAAAUAUAAAACAAUGUUGUAAUCCAGUGCGAUAUGCAGUGUUGUUGAGAUGUACAAACAAAAAAAUUUUAAUAUUACAAAAUGAAUGGUGAGGUUUAACGCUGUAGUGAUAAAUUUAAUUAUUUUAUUUCAAUUUUUUUUUCGGUUUUAAUAAAAAAAAAAUAAACAAAAUCUAAAUGAUA